Anneissia japonica is the source of this 7113-nucleotide messenger RNA. Its product is annotated as EH domain-containing protein 1-like. Gene Ontology annotation, cellular component: cytoplasm; presynaptic membrane; intracellular vesicle. Lineage: Eukaryota; Metazoa; Echinodermata; Crinoidea; Comatulida; Comatulidae. Bases 148 to 1770 code for a protein of 540 amino acids. The transcript is spliced from 2 exons. Gene Ontology annotation, molecular function: protein binding; molecular adaptor activity; GTP binding. The record is from RefSeq and is a predicted model, not a curated record. Gene Ontology annotation, biological process: endosomal transport; clathrin-dependent synaptic vesicle endocytosis.
UUCGGCGAAUGAGUCAUCAGACAUUUUCACGGACGGGCGAAGAAAUCUGUAGUGGCGGUAAAUUUUGCCAAUUAUUUAGGAAAACAAGUCGCUGUCUCUACACAGCUAUCAUCUUAUUCUCAUUGACAGUUAUUUUGGACUUAAUCAAUGUUUAGUUGGCUCUCAGAGGACGCCAAACGGCGAAAACAGCCGGCAGUUUUUAGUUCAGUAAGUGAGGGCCUAAGGAAGGUCUACAAUACUACUAUUCGCCCAUUAGAAGAAGCGUACAAAUUCAGUGACUUCCACUCCCCUCCUCAUGAUGAUGCCGAUUUUGAGGCAAAACCGAUGGUUCUUCUUGUCGGUCAGUAUUCGACGGGGAAAACAACAUUCAUCAAGUACCUUCUUGAGCGUGAAUUUCCAGGUAUUCGCGUCGGGCCUGAACCGACCACGGACCGCUUUAUGGCCGUGAUGCACGGCGAUAAAGACGGGGUCAUCCCUGGCAACGCCUUAGUUGUCGAUCCUAAACGACAGUUCCGGGCCUUGGAUAAAUUUGGAAACGCGUUUUUAAACCGAUUCCAGUGUUCACUCACUGAUUCUCCAGUUCUAGAAAGUAUCACUAUUAUAGACACACCAGGUAUCUUAUCAGGAGAAAAACAAAGAGUAGACCGGGGUUAUGAUUUUAUCGGUGUACUGGAAUGGUUCGCUGAGAGAGCUGACCGAAUUAUACUUCUCUUUGAUGCCCAUAAGCUGGACAUUUCAGAUGAAUUCCGCCGUUGCAUAGAAGCACUCCGAGGUCAAGAUGAUAAGAUUAGAAUUGUUUUGAAUAAAUCGGACAUGGUCGACCAUCAGCAGUUGAUGAGGGUCUACGGAGCACUUAUGUGGUCCCUAGGGAAGGUUAUCAAUACGCCGGAGGUUUCCAGAGUGUAUAUCGGUUCGUUUUGGGAUAAGCCAUUCCACUAUGACACAAACCGUCGGCUAUUUGAAGCAGAAGCACAUGACUUGUUCUACGACAUCCAAAGCUUACCAAGGAAUGCUGCUCUAAGGAAGCUCAAUGACCUUAUCAAAAGAGCACGUCUUGCUAAGGUACACGCAUUCAUCAUCAGCACGCUACGUCGAGAAAUGCCGUCUGUGUUCGGGAAGGAAAACAAAAAGGCAGAACUAAUCAAGAAUUUACAUGUAACAUACGGCGAAGUUGAACGCGUCCACCACAUCUCUCCUGGGGAUUUCCCUCCUCUUGAACGUAUGAAACGAGUAUUGAAAGACCAAGAUUUCACACGCUUCAGUGCACUCAAACCUAAGUUAAUAGAGAAGCUUGAUCAUAUGCUUUCGAACGAGAUGACGCGACUGAUGCAAAUGAUUCCGCAAGAAGAAUAUGACAUGGGCAGGAAAGAUGGACAGCAAGAAAUUAAAGGCGGUGUAUUUUUAGGAGUUGUAGAUGGCCCCUUUAAGAAGGGCGGAGGGGAAGGUGCCGAUUACGGCUCUAGUGAAUUAGUCGAUUGGGUAGUCGAAGAGUAUAAGGAUAAGCAUAGAUCUGUCUUUGAAAGCUUGAAUCCCAUAGAGGGAAAAGUGUCCGGCGCAACAGCCAAAAAAGAAAUGGUAAAAUCCAAGCUGCCUAACACGGUGCUUGGCCGCGUCUGGAAAUUAGCAGACGUUGACCGCGACGGGCAGCUUGAUGAGGAUGAAUUUGCGCUUGCUAUGUAUCUGAUACAGUUGAAAUUAGAUGGUACUGAGCUCCCACUUUCACUACCAACACAUCUAGUACCCCCAUCAAAAAGGUCAUUCGCAACCUGAAUAUUGUAAGACGUAUUAUCUCCAUCGAUCUAAACACAUCAACUCGUAAAAUUUCUCAUUUUAAGGGUUUUUUAGGAACCGCAUUCUGCUAGUGUUUUCUUAUGAGUUAUAUCAGCAAUAUUGUUAAUAAUCAUAUCAAUUUUUGUAACCUAAUUGUAAUGAUUAUUACUAAAUUCCAUUGAGCUAUGAUAAUAGACAUGAAGGGGCUGCGUCUUGUGAUUACCAUGUUGAUUUCAUAACUUAAUGAAAGCCAUUGACACGGAUGGUGUAUUUUAACAAGUAAUCGCUCACUAAUUAUUUCAAUUUAGUCUUAAAUACAUUUUAUAUACGACAUUUACAUUAUUAUAUACACUAAGCUAAUAGUAUGGUAUUUUCCUUGUAUUCUGUGUAAGCAUAAACAGUUAGUAUCAGGCAUACUCGCAUAAAUUAAUUAAUUCUCUAUCAAGGUAUCAAGAAAUAGGUUGUCUUUAUUAGCAUAUUCUAAUGCUAAAAUUAUUCCACAAAUAACUGAUUCAUACUAGGCAAAAGGUUGCAAAGAAUGCAUGCUAAAUGAUAAGAACUAUCAACAUUUAUCAAAUUUUCUUUGACAAAAACUGUUGUAUGCCCAUAUAUAGUCAUGGUGUGCCUAUAUAUGGUCAUGAUGUGAUGUCAUCAUGACCAUAUUUAGGCAUAUCACAUUUUGUCUUGUGUGAAUAAUGUAUGGCUAAUUGUCAGUGAGGUGCACGUCAUAAGGUCUACAUUAGAUGUCACUGGCAUAUCCCUCCAAAGGUCUAGCGUGAUUGAGGUACCACAAUGUGUCCCAAUAACCUACAGUAGUACCAAAACAAAAUGACAAUGUACUAUUCUUAAAUCUUUAUGUAGUCAUUCGAUUGUGAAUAACACCCUAAUAAUAGGAAAUGUUUCUAUAGUUUUGAAGGCGUGUACUUCCUGACUGCCAAGUGUAAAGUUUCACAUUGUGUAAUUGCUCUGAAAUGAGUUGAGUUGUAAACAAUAAUUGAAGUUUAGCUAUUCAUGACAAAAGUAUUUUACUUGACUAAAAACAUUCGUACCAAAUGUUUAUUGCUCAACAUUUGAUCAACAUGUUGGUAAAAUGUUCCAUCCAAGUGGUGCUCUAAUCCAUACCGGUAAUCAAACCCCCCCCCUCCCUCCUUUCUUCCCUUAUUUAUCUCUGGGCUAAUAUCACUUCUUUUUGUUUCCCAUUUUCUUUUGGCCCUAAUUUUCCCCUGCCUUAAAAAAGUUUAGUGCAAUAAUCAAAUGUAAAAGUAUUAAGCAGAAAAUUGACAACUCACUUUACAAGGAAGGAAACCCUGUAAAAAAAGUGUUGGACGAUUAACCUUUUGUAAACCAAUCUGUAGCCCUUGUUAGAAAAACAUAAAUUUCCCCUGGUUCAUCCCUACCAUAAUUUUAACUUUGUUUUGAACUCAAUAUUUUAUGUAUGCUUAUUACUAUGCAAGCCUGAGUUACAAAGUGAAACUGAUGCUCUAACAACUACCUGUACUGUAUGACUAUCUUGUAGGAAAUCUAGUUUCUUUUCUCGUCAACAAAAAUAAUACAGGCUAUUGUUAAUUAUUAAUGUUAUGAAUUAAAAUCCAGUGACACGAUGUUGCAAUACCUCCUUAAGUUAUUCUUAUUCUGUCAAACAAUUUCUGCAUCUUUUCCUUAUUUUUUUUAGAGUGUGCUUCAACGACAAAUGCUCCAGGAUAUCAUUUUGAAAUCUCAUUCCAUAAGGAAGUAAAUUUCUAUAUAAAGAACAUGAAUACUGGUUGUUAUUGCAGUAUUAGCUGCCAUUCCUUAUAUAAUAUAAAAUACAUGCAGAAUAAUAACAAGACUGUUACAAAGGAAAAGAGUACUAAAUUGUUGGCCAUAAGAAUUUAGAUCCUCAAUUAAGGAGAUCAUAAUCUUACACAUUGAUAAUAAACAAGGUUGGUUGAUUGAUUGAUUGCCUAACUGGAGAGGUAUAAAUACCUCCUUUUACUAACAGUUUUUGUUAAUAGUAUAAACAAAUAUAAUUUGCAUUCAACUUUUAAUUGGUAAUAUUUUAAGAAGUACAAAUGGCAUUUAAGAUUAAUGUGUUUAUACACUAUGUAGAUGUAUGUUGGUUUAUAUAAAUUCUGUCAGAUAAAUGAACAUUUUAACAAUUAAAAUUAAAUUAAUAGUGAUUACUUUUGUAAUAAGCCAUACAUAUGUAUAUUCCCAUGUAUGCUGUCACACAAACACACUUUACAUAUUUAAUUUUUAGUCUUUAAUAAAUGGCUUUCAGUAAUUUGAUGAUCAAUCAAUCAAUUCUAUUGAUUUCAAAGGUGCUUCCAUUACACACAAUAUAUUGUUUAUAUAUGCUAACCUAUUUACAAUACUAUUAAUAUUAUUGUAUAUUUUAAUUACCAAUAUUAUAUUUGUAAAUUUAUUGAUUCUGUCUCUGGCCAAAGGAUUCGUAAAAAUUGAAUCGUAAAAUGUUUAGAAAUUAUAAAAUAUAUUAAUUAAAAAUUUUAGAUCUGAAAAAAAAAUAUGGUAAUUCUUUGAUAAUGUUUUAUUUGUUAUAAUAUAGAAACAAAAUUUAGAUAAUAAUUCUUGUUAUAUCAAGAUACUGUGUAGGCCCAUGCUCCUGUAUUAUAUAAACACCCUAUUAGAUAAAUACCCUUUGUACCCAAUAUCUCAUCACAUUUAAAGAAAAAUAUAUUGUAUAGGCCAAGUGUUUCUCUGGAGAACUAUAUAACUAGAAGGCACCCUGGGGCACUCCAAUACCCCCAUCAGCUGAUAUGUAGGUUUGAUGCUAAUUUAGAGAAGCAUAAAUGCUUUGGAUGUGCUGCAUUGAAUAUUGCAAUGUAAUACUAAUAUAAAAAGGAAGUUUUACUGAAGGGUUGAGUUACAGUUUUGUUUCAUAUCCUGCACGAUAUCAGAAGCCCCUCCCAGUUCAUAGCUCACGGCAUGACCUUAAUGGUUCUGCCAACUUUUAAAUUUUUAUUCAAGGUCAAGUCUCAUGGGGAAAAAAUAUUUAGAACAGGUUUUUUUCAGAUUAAUUUUCCAAAAGCGUUUUUGAUAUCACUUAGAGCUGGUAGAGUCUAGACUUACAAUUAUUUAAAAUGAAGUUUAAUUACACAGAGCCAAUAGUAAAUUCCAUACAUUGAUAAGUGUGAAGUAUUAGAGUGGUGUUUACAUAAGUAACACCCAAUGAGAUACCUUGUUUAGAAGCUCCAUUGAGAGUGUGUACAGUAGGCCUAUGGUGUAAACUAAAUAGUCAUUGAUUCCUGUCCGUUAAAAUGUUUAUUUUUAAAAUAAUCUUAAAACUAUUUUCUUUUUAAAAUUAUAUUCUAAAAAAAAAAAUAUCCUAGCUGUCUGUUAGAAUAUUUUAAUUUAUUCAAAAUUGAAGAUUGGAUGUAUUAACACAUUUUUUUUAAAUUAAAAAGCAUGGUGUAUGUAAAAAUAAUGCAUAGUGUCCUCCAGUUUGGCAUAUGGUGAUGUUUACAGUGGUGUUUAUGAUGGUAGAUAGUCUUGCUCGUAAAAAUAAAAUCCAGAUAUACCUCUGACGGAGGUAAUCUAGUCAGUACAUUCCUGGUGAUAUAGUAUCAAGGCUGUAAGAAACAGCCCUGAUAGUCCCUCCCUCUCACUCCAUCUGCUAAACUAAGUACCACUCAAUCUCACAGGUGCACGAGUGCUUAACUGAGUACCACUCGCUAAUAUAGUGGUUAUGCGAAAGCUAAAGGAAGUUCCUCUCCUAGCUAAUUUUCACUCAAUUCUUGGUACGCAAGUGUCACUCACUUAUGAGGUAGUUAUACGAGUGCUAAAUUAAGUUCCACUCAUUGCUAAAUUCCACUCAAUUGUAUGCGCACUUGCUCCUAUGUGUAUGGUUACUCAGUUCACUCCUAGUUUAGCAGGUUGGAUGUGUUUAAUCCAACAUUCCUGUUAUUUAGGGCAUAGAUUUUGAUAAUUAUUACAGUAUUGGCAUGUCUCUGUGUUAAACAGUGGAUAACAUUUUUUUUUUUAUUCACAAGAAUGACAUAAAAUUGGUUGGUUCUAUCUCAAAUAAAAAAAAUCCAUAUUUAAUUUUAGCAAUUUUAAAAUUAUAAUUUUACAGUAUUUUCCAAUGUUGUAUGAAUUGUGGUAAAUUUUAUUAAAUUUUCGCUGGAAAAUUAAAUUUACUUGCUGGUGAUGAUAUAAUUAAUGUUGAAAUAUUGAAUCCCGACACGAUAGCGUGCAUUUCGAUACUUUCUGUUUGUGUUAAAGUAAAAAAUAAUAUUUCUUUUAUUAUCUGCUGUUUAAAGGUUUAUCUCAAAUCACUCACAGUGAGUAUAUUUAAAAAAUAAAAAAUAUUUUAAGAUUAUUUUAAUUUGUUUAUGUUAAAUAUUUUUGUGAGGUUGUUAGUAUUUGUUAUCUUUCAUCUUCGACAAGGGAACAUUUUGUAGUCAAAACCAUACAGAGAAGUGAAUACCAAAGACUUCUAUAAACAUAAAUUUACAUUUUAAAAUUUGGUAACUCUACUGAACAUUGCAGUACAAUAUAUCUAUUAUUAUUAUUAUUAUUAUUAUUAUUAACAUAUUAAUUAUAUAAAUAUGAAUUAUAUUUAUAAGUAAUUUGUUAAUAACUUUAGUAGUUUAUUAGUUGUUUACAUAGUUUGCAUUUAAGUUAAUGCUUUUUCUUUUUGUUUAUAUAAUCACUUGUUUUGAAAUUGAAAGUAACUCUGUAUGUUAAAUACCUUUUUAACAUAAUAUUUUAUUUUGUUUAUUUCAGCUCAAUAUAUUUUUUAUCUACGGUAUGGUACUGAAUACUUAUUUUGUGGUGAAAAGAUAAUCCCAGCAAUAAUUAUGGUAUUGAGAAUGUUAUAAAUUAUUUGCAAAGUAAAAAAAUGUCAGUUUAAUUAUUUUACUGCUUAACGUAUUUUGUUCACAAUAAGAAUUUAGUUUUAACAAAAUGUUUACAUAAACACUGAGCAUAGAUUAAAAAAAAGUAAUGACUUUUAAAUUGUUGGUAAACUGGAAGGAUAUUAUUAACGAACAUCAUUUGGAAAAUUUUAAAUUUUAUUUUAGAGUAAAAUUAUAUUAGUCCUUAAGGGUAAUACAAGCAUAAAGAAUAUGCCGUCAGUUAAACACAACAUUUUAAGGCAUAAUUUAUAAAUAAUUUAUAUAUUUUAAUUGUUAUUGAGUUAUAUUCAGAAACUUGUUUUUGUGAACACAAACAAUAGAUUAGAUAUGAAAAUAAUUAAGUGUUUUAUAUUAGAUGUUGAAAUCUACAAUGUUACACCACAAAAGUAGUUUGCUUGCAUGUUGUUCACUGUACUCUAAUGACUGCUUAAUCAUUGUUAUUUACCUAGUAUGGAUUAAAAAAUAGCUGAUGAGGCAAAAUGACAAA